Molecule: messenger RNA, 771 nt
Organism: Spathaspora passalidarum NRRL Y-27907
Lineage: Eukaryota; Fungi; Ascomycota; Pichiomycetes; Serinales; Debaryomycetaceae
Gene: VTI1
Product: v-SNARE protein
Exons: 2
Coding region: 43-705 (220 amino acids)
Biological process (GO): vesicle fusion with Golgi apparatus; intracellular protein transport; macroautophagy
Cellular component (GO): ER to Golgi transport vesicle membrane; Golgi apparatus; late endosome membrane
Molecular function (GO): SNARE binding; SNAP receptor activity
Source: RefSeq, a predicted model, not a curated record
CAGUGGUGAUAACAGAACUAUAGUUUAAUAAAAUUAACUACAAUGCCAGAAUCGUUUGAAACUUAUGAGUCAGAGUUCCAGUUGGCUUUACAAGAAGCUAAAACCAAGAUAGCUCAGAUAAAUUCUGUUGAUGCAGAACAACGGAAAACACAACUAAAGGCAAUCGAAGCUGCUUCGGAUGAAGCCUUGGAAGUUCUUGACCAAAUGGGAAUAGAAGUGUUGAACCUCCCUUCGAACCAAAGAUCUUCGUACAAUUCCAAAAUACGUCAAUAUAGAUCUCAAAUAGACGAAACCAAGCAUAAAUACAAGGAGCUUUUAGACUCUCAAGACAAGUACGAAUUGUUUGGAAACAGAUACACCGAUCAGGAAUUUGAGUCUGGAGGUUUACAAGAUCAGCAAAGAAAGCAAUUGUUGAAUUCGAAUGCCUCGCUUGAGAGAUCGUCACAGAGAUUGCAAGAAAGUCAAAGGGUGGCGUUGGAAACCGAGGCUAUUGGAGGAAACAUCCUUAAUGACUUGAGAUCUCAAAGAGAACAAAUCAGCGGUGCUAGAAACACCCUCCUGCAAGCAGACAACUAUGUUGACAAGUCUAUACAGACUUUGAAGUCGAUGUCUAGACGGUUGACGGCGAAUAAGUUUAUCAGUUACGGAAUUAUUGCAGUUUUGAUUUUGUUGAUAUUUUUAGUUCUUGCCAGUAAGUUCUCAUAGGCUUGUCUACAUCUUUUUUAAUUCUUAACUUUAGCUUGUUCUUAUCUAAUAAACAUAUAUCUGUUG